AUGUCUGCAAAAUUUCUUUCAUGCCUAAGUCAAAAUUAUAUCGAACUAUUAGACGAUGAUGAAUAUUACGAUGUUACUGUAGAAGUUGGCUCAAGUAUAACCCAUUACGGUUCUUGCUGA
Molecule: messenger RNA, 120 nt
Organism: Funneliformis caledonium
Lineage: Eukaryota; Fungi; Glomeromycota; Glomeromycetes; Glomerales; Glomeraceae
Source: the annotation of a GenBank genome assembly